GCUCCGGGGCGUGGCUGCUGCCGAGCAUCUCCCAGCUCAGCCGAGCCCCUGCCCAGGCCACGCUUUGUUCCAGCCGCCGCCUCCUCUACCCUCCGGCGUCCGGAGCCAUCCCUCGCCUCCUCGCUCUCUCCUUUCGCCCACUCCUUGCAUCUGGGCCUGCAUCACCUUUGCCAACCGCUCCCCCGAUCCUGCCGACACUCCUCCCCCAAACUUCUGACCGGCACCCUUGCCUGGUACCCUUCUCUCCGUUCCUCCCCCUCCAUCUUCUUUCCCCGACCCCUCUCGGGUCCCUCUUUUCCCAAAACCGGGGUCUCUCCUCGCAGCCCCAGCCUCCAGGCCGGGGAUGUCCCCCGCGGCCCCGCGCCCAUGGUCCUGACGCUGCUCCUCUCCGCCUACAAGCUGUGUCGCUUCUUCGCCAUGUCGGGCCCACGGCCGGGCGCCGAGCGGCUGGCGGUGCCUGGGCCGGAUGGGGGCGGUGGCACGGGCCCAUGGUGGGCUGCGGGCGGCCGCGGGCCCCGCGAAGUGUCGCCGGGGGCAGGCACCGAGGUGCAGGACGCCCUGGAGCGCGCGCUGCCGGAGCUGCAGCAGGCCUUGUCCGCGCUGAAGCAGGCGGGCGGCGCGCGGUCCGUGGGCGCCGGUCUGGCCGAGGUCUUCCAACUGGUGGAGGAGGCCUGGCUGCUGCCGGCCGUGGGCCGCGAGGUAGCCCAGGGUCUGUGCGACGCCAUCCGCCUGGACGGCGGCCUCGACCUGCUGUUGCGGCUGCUGCAGGCGCCGGAGUUGGAGACGCGUGUGCAGGCCGCGCGCCUGCUGGAGCAGAUCCUGGUGGCUGAGAACCGAGACCGCGUGGCGCGCAUUGGGCUGGGCGUGAUCCUGAACCUGGCGAAGGAGCGCGAACCCGUUGAGCUGGCGCGAAGCGUGGCAGGCAUCUUGGAGCACAUGUUCAAGCACUCGGAGGAGACGUGCCAGAGGCUGGUGGCGGCCGGCGGCCUGGACGCGGUGCUGUAUUGGUGUCGCCGCACUGACCCCGCGCUGCUGCGCCACUGCGCGCUGGCGCUGGGCAACUGCGCGCUGCACGGGGGCCAGGCGGUGCAGCGGCGCAUGGUGGAGAAGCGCGCAGCCGAGUGGCUCUUCCCGCUCGCCUUCUCCAAGGAGGACGAGCUGCUUCGGCUGCACGCCUGCCUCGCAGUAGCGGUGUUGGCGACUAACAAGGAGGUGGAGCGCGAGGUGGAGCGCUCGGGCACGCUGGCGCUCGUGGAGCCGCUUGUGGCCUCACUGGACCCUGGCCGCUUCGCCCGCUGUCUGGUGGACGCUAGCGACACAAGCCAGGGCCGCGGGCCCGACGACCUGCAGCGCCUCGUACCGCUGCUCGACUCUAACCGCUUGGAGGCGCAGUGCAUCGGAGCUUUCUACCUCUGCGCCGAGGCUGCCAUCAAAAGCCUGCAAGGCAAGACCAAGGUGUUCAGCGACAUCGGCGCCAUCCAGAGCCUGAAACGCCUGGUUUCCUACUCCACCAAUGGCACUAAGUCGGCGCUGGCCAAGCGCGCGCUGCGCCUGCUGGGCGAGGAGGUGCCACGGCCCAUCCUGCCCUCCGUGCCCAGCUGGAAGGAGGCCGAGGUCCAGACGUGGCUGCAGCAGAUCGGUUUCUCCAAGUACUGCGAGAACUUCCGGGAGCAGCAGGUGGAUGGCGACCUGCUUCUGCGGCUCACGGAGGAGGAACUCCAGACCGACCUGGGCAUGAAAUCGGGCAUCACCCGCAAGAGGUUCUUUAGGGAGCUCACGGAGCUCAAGACCUUCGCCAACUAUUCUACGUGCGAUCGCAGCAACCUGGCCGACUGGCUGGGCAGCCUGGACCCGCGCUUCCGCCAGUACACCUACGGCCUGGUCAGCUGCGGCCUGGACCGCUCCCUGCUGCACCGCGUGUCUGACCAGCAGCUGCUGGAAGACUGCGGCAUCCACCUGGGCGUGCACCGCGCCCGCAUCCUCACGGCGGCCAGAGAAAUGCUACACUCCCCGCUGCCCUGUACUGGUGGCAAACCCAGUGGGGACACUCCAGAUGUCUUCAUCAGCUACCGCCGGAACUCAGGUUCCCAGCUGGCCAGCCUCCUGAAGGUGCACCUGCAGCUGCAUGGCUUCAGUGUCUUCAUUGAUGUGGAGAAGCUGGAAGCAGGCAAGUUUGAGGACAAACUCAUCCAGAGUGUCAUGGGUGCCCGCAACUUUGUGCUGGUGCUGUCACCUGGAGCACUGGACAAGUGCAUGCAAGACCAUGACUGCAAGGAUUGGGUGCAUAAGGAGAUUGUGACUGCUUUAAGCUGUGGCAAGAACAUUGUGCCCAUAAUUGAUGGCUUCGAGUGGCCUGAGCCCCAGGUCCUGCCUGAGGACAUGCAGGCUGUGCUUACUUUCAACGGUAUCAAGUGGUCCCACGAAUACCAGGAGGCCACCAUUGAGAAGAUCAUCCGCUUCCUGCAGGGCCGCUCCUCUCGGGACUCAUCUGCAGGCUCUGACACCAGUUUGGAGGGUGCUGCACCCAUGGGUCCGACCUAACCAGUCCCCAGUUCCCCAGCCCUGCUGUGACUUCCAUUUCCGUCGUCCCUUCUGAAGGAACAGCUCCUGAAACCGGCCUCCCUGGGCUGAGACAACCUGGGCUCUUCUUAGGAAAUGGCUCUCCCUCUCCCUGUCCCCCACCCUCGUGGCCCACUUCCAACCCACUUUUCUCAGAAUCUGGAGAGGGAAGGGAAGUCAGGCUUGGGCGCUGGAGAUUAGAACUCCUCUAGGCCCUGCCAUUGGGUUGUCUGUCUCCGUCAUGGGAAGGGUCCCUGCUCAGUUCUGGAGACACUGGAGUUGGGGUGGGGGUGGUUCUGCAUUCCCUUCUCCUGCUCUGAGAGCAGCCAGCUUGAGGAGGAUGAAGGAAGGCGGCCUCAGGCAGGAAUUAAGGCAAUGCCCAGGCGGGCCUGGGCACUGUAUUCUGAGCAAGGGCCUGGGCGCAGGAGCCAGCCAGGGAUGAGUGCCGCCAUGGCUCUCCACUCAGACUGUGCCUGGCCCCUGCACUUACAACUUCCUGCCGCUCUGUGGCCUUGCCCUGUAAUCACUCAGUGCCCUUAGCCAGCCUGACUAGGUCCCAGAUCCCCUACAGCUUCCUUCGGUGUGAUAUCUUUUGCCACAUCCAGGGCGAGGGUUGAGGCAAACCAGCCCUCCCUCUGACUUCUUUGUCACUGCAGCCAGCUUUGCUGCGCUUGCUGGUGCACAGGAGCCUCCUGUUUGGGCCUGGGUCUGGGCAUGGGGAAGCCGUGCCUCAAAGCCCACCCUACCCCAUGCCUUGGUGCUGUGCCUCAGGCUCCUUCCUGGUCUGGCCCAGCUGGCUUCCCCAGCCCCUCAGCCAUCCAGGGCUACCCACCGCUUGCUCAGGGACCAGGCAGCCCCCAUGGCAGUAAAAGCAGCCUGGACAGAACCUGCAGCUCUGUGGAAAGAGGCAAAGUCUUGAAAAGGCAAAGGGUUUUCACCUAGGGCAGCUUCUCCAACUUUAACGUGCAUCCAAGUCACCUGGGUAUGUUGUUAAAAUCAGGAGAUCUGGGGCGGGGCCUAGGACUCUGCAUUUGUUACAGAUUCCCAGGUGAGCUGACGCUGGUGGUUAAGGGUAGCAAAUCUCUAAAGCACGAAGCCUUCACAAAUCUUUGCCAUUUCCCAAACACUCCGCUCCAUGGUCUGCAGUCAUCAGAGCAACUCUACCUGGUAUUGUCAUCCCCAUUUUACAGAUAAUGACACUGAGGCUCAGAAAGGUUGAGGAUAAGCCCAGUUUCCUGUCAUUAGUGGCAGCCCCAGAUCCAGACCUACGCCUCCUGGCACCCAGUCCACUGGCAGUGGAAUUGCUCUCCUGAGAAUCAUUCUGAGGCUGGGCUAUUGCUUCUCCCUUGCUUCAAAGAAUCUAGCAGCGGGGGAUAGGAUUUUGCAACAAAAAGCUGACCCAGAGGCCAUACAGAGCAGGAAUAUCCUGUUGCCCCCUCCUCCACUGGGUUCAGAGGGCAAGAAAGUACCCUCCAGUAAACCCAGGCUCCAGGCCGUGGGGGCUGCUGAAGGCUCUUUCCCCGCAAGGGCCAGGUGUUGACACCUUAAGGCUGGCUGCGCCCCCAGCCCCACUCUUGGCUGUGCUGGCCAGGUGACUCCCAGUUCUUGGCCACACCAUCAGAAAGUCAAAGGUCUCACUCCACGUUUGGGGCUCCUUCCUUCCACUCCCCUCCCUGCCAGAGUCUGUCUUGGCCAGUGCCAGCCUCGAUGCUUUGGUUUUGACCCCACCUGAUCCUCCUUUCCUCAUGCAGCACAAGUGCUCACUGGGGCCAGAGCCAGGGCAUGGAUAUGACAAGCAGAGCAGCCUGGACACUGCCCACAGGACAGCAUCAAUAACAAUACAGUGUCUGAGUAUCUCCAGGGGAUGAUUUCUGGCUCUUUGUCUCCAAUCAGUCCCACUCCCUCCUGAGGUCCCCAUGGGCAGUAUUCAGAGAGGUUUCCUGCGUUUUAUUUCUGUUUGGUAUACUCUCCACUGUUGUCCACCGCCGUGUGUGGCCUUCUGGUUGACCUCUGCCCGAUCUUCUGUCUUUCUGGGGGAAUCAGAGUCCAGCAUCCAGCCCCAGCUGGAACAGCUGAAGUCAUAAGCCUCCCCUAAGCCAAGGCCAGUGUGUUCAGAGGUGACUGCCACCAAUACUAGGACAAACACAGCUCAGAUCACCAGGUCGAGCACCUGGGCCUGGCUUCUCCUGAGACAGAGGACUCAGAAGUGGCCUUUCCUCCAAAGCCUGCUCAGACACAGGUCUGUAGGGCCAGGGUGUUCUGCUUGGCUGGGCUGCAGCUGCUACCCCUCAUUUGGGGCUGUCAGCCAGAUCCUCUCCCCACUCUCCCCAAGGGCCAAGAACUGCUCAGGGACAUUAAAGGUCAAAAGUCCAGCCACACUCAUUCAUCCUUUCCCCAGGCCCAUGAAGAAAGGCAUCUCAUUGUAGAAUGUAUGAGGAGGUGGGAAGGAUCUCAGAGAAUCAGCUAAGUUUCCUAACUUGUCCAUCCAAAUGUCAUCACCACAAUUCAACAAUCUGGGGCAUUGCUGAUCUAGCUGUUCCUAGUGAGGCUUGCUCAAGGUUGCACAGCAAGUCAGUAGAAGCCCUGGCUGGCCCCACUUGGUACCAAUCCACCAGGCAGCUCAGGGCUCCUGCCAGCCCAGCAGCUUCUGUUGUCUGACGUAUGGCAGGCAGACUGGGAGCAGGAAAACAGAGGACCGCAAAGCCCAAGGCACCAGAAGGUUUGUUUCAGUUUGCUGAAGCUGAGUGAUAAUGAUUGGCACUCUUCAGCCCAGGGAGUGGGCAGGCCAUAGCCAAGGAUCGAUUCCCCAACCACAGUGAAGGCAGCACUCUUCCUCCAGAGAUCGCCAAGCCCCUCUUACCUCCCUCCCUCCUUCCCAAGGCUGGCACUAACCAGGUACCACAUUAGGAGUGGCUGGUGACUGCUACACAUGUUGGGAACCUGGUUGGGGCUGUGCAGUUUGGGCUGGAAGGAGAGAUGCCAGCCCUCGUGCUGCCUCUGGUCCCUGAAGUGUCACCUCUCUCAGGACCUCUCCUCUGGCCUGUGGGGUUAUAAGUGAUGGAUGGCAGAAAGGGAGAACUGACUCCUGUCCCAAAUAGCUCCCCUGCUACCUGUCCUGCAGUGGGCCUGUGUGGGUUAUGAUUCUAGAUCCUAGUCAGAGGCUGGGUCAGCUGUGGAUGGGGUGGUGCCUUGGUCUGUCUUGACUACCUCAUCCAAAGAGAGCACUGCCCUUAGACAAGAGCUGCUGGUCCUGCUGUGGGCUGGGAUCCCAGCUGCAGACCUCCAGUUGUUUGGUGUUUACUUUGCUCCUCUUGCCCUCUGUCUUCUGGUCCAGGCAGAUCAGGGGCUCUGGGGAAACUGCUGGAACUCAGGGUGAGGAUCAGCCUUUUCCAGCAUCCUGUGAGAGACCAGAGAGAGUUUGGAUUUCACAUGGGGAACCCUCAAGGCCUGUCUGGAGAAGUGACACAGGAUUUACUGGGGUGGGCUGGUCCAGGUAGCUCUCCUGAACCUCCUCCUUCCCCAAGCUGAGAAGCUGAGAGCUGGAGGACAAUGUCCAGGGACAUGGCUCUGGAAAAUAACUUUUUUUUUUUUUAAGAGACAGGGUCUUGCUCUGCUGUCCAGGCUGGAGGGCAGUGACACAAUCAUAGCUCACUGUACCCUUGAACUCCUGGACUCAAGUGAUCCUCCUGCCUCAGCCUCCUUAGUAGCUGGGACUACCGGUGCAUACCACCAUGCUUAGCUAAUUUUUUAAAUUUUUUAUACAGACAAGGUCUUGCUAUGUUGCCCAGGCUGAUCUCGAAUUCCUGGGCUCAAGUGGUCCUCCUGCCUCAGCCUCCCACAGGAUCGGGAUUACAGGCAGGAGCCUCCACACCCGGCCAUGAAAUAUAAUUCUUAAUAUCAUACAGGAAAAAGUCAGCGGGUCAAGCAGCCUGUGGCCCAGCCACAACUAGCUGACAAAGCUCCCUGGCCUUCCCUUUAACACAGUUCUGCUGCCAUAGUUCCAUCUAUAAAAUGGGAAUGAAGGGAAAUAGGGGAACUGGGAGAGAGAACACAGCCUUGCCAAGCAGCAAUGUUAGCCUGAUCCUUCCUCCACCUAGCUCGCCACCUUGCCCUUGGAAAAUGGCUCCUGGAGGAUUAGGCAGCCAUCUGCAAGGAGAGGGGCAACCUGGGACAAGACACCCAGAGGGUAAGGAUUCCAGGAAUGAAGCUGCCAUUUCUGGUUGGGAGGAGAAGAGGAAACUUUUAAGAGAAAGGGCUCCAUGAUGAGCAUGGGUUCAGGGCCCUGCAUUACCCAAUCAGAACGGCCGGGAUGAGCAGGAGGCCAGCUCCCAGGAGGAAGGGGAACCCCUUCAUAAAGUUCAGAGUGGCUGGGUAGAGUGAGUUGAAGAUGCCGGAGGCCGUCAGCAUGGCCAGGCUGUUCACACAGGCCACAGCAGAAAAGAGAGCACCUGUGAAGAAAUAAAUACCAUACUCUGGAGUCCGAAAGGGCCAUGUUCCAAUUCCGGCACCACCACCUCACAGCUGUGUGACCCGGAGUAGUCACUUAACCUAUGUCUCCCCUUCCUCACCAGUAAAUCUUGCUACAUCAUGUACUGUGACAAGGAUUCAAUAAGGUCGUAUGUGGACAGUAGCUGCCACAGAGGGGCUACUAAACAAAUGGCUGCUAUUAAAUCCACAUUAAAAGUACAUGUGAUCUGACAGAACCCAGCACAUAAAAGAAAAAAAGAGUA
Nomascus leucogenys (northern white-cheeked gibbon) is the source of this 7289-nucleotide messenger RNA. It is a transcript of the gene SARM1, whose product is annotated as sterile alpha and TIR motif containing 1. The record is from RefSeq and is a predicted model, not a curated record. Gene Ontology annotation, cellular component: dendrite. Lineage: Eukaryota; Metazoa; Chordata; Mammalia; Primates; Hylobatidae. Gene Ontology annotation, molecular function: signaling adaptor activity; protein binding; NAD+ nucleosidase activity. Gene Ontology annotation, biological process: negative regulation of MyD88-independent toll-like receptor signaling pathway; signal transduction; response to axon injury.